This is a messenger RNA of Monosiga brevicollis MX1, 732 nucleotides long. RefSeq lists its product as uncharacterized. Gene Ontology annotation, biological process: signal transduction; peptidoglycan catabolic process; cell wall macromolecule catabolic process. Gene Ontology annotation, molecular function: lysozyme activity. NCBI's taxonomy places the organism in Eukaryota, Choanoflagellata, Craspedida, Salpingoecidae. The coding region runs from base 1 to 732 and encodes 243 amino acids. The transcript has 4 exons. The record is from RefSeq and is a predicted model, not a curated record.
AUGCUGCGUCUUGUUCUUCUGGCUGCCUGUGUGGCCGCUGCCGCUGCUGUUGGUGGCGUGGAUGUGUCGCAAAUCACCCUCCCAUCCGCCUGGUCCUGCCUCAAGGAGAAUGGCUACACCUUUGGCGUGAUUCGCUGCUACGAAUCCGUAGGCCAACCUGACUCUGCCUGCCCACACACCAUCUACAACGCCUGGGACUCGGGCAUGUCACACGUCGACGUGUACAUGUUUCCCGACCCUUCGGCCGGCAAUCCCCAGGGCCAGGUGUCCACCAUGAUCAACUACCUUGCCCAGUACAGCAUCAAGUCGGGUGGCUCCCCCCCUGGUGCCUUUGGCAUGAUCUGGUUCGAUAUUGAAGGCACCCAGUACUGGUCCAGCAACCAGCAAUCCAACCGCGACUUUUUCAGCGGCCUCGUCAGCGAGGCCAAGGCCCUUGGCCUUAGCAUUGGCGUCUACACCUCCGAGUCUCAGUGGUCCCCGAUCAUGGGUGACUGGAAUGGCGGUGCUGCCUUCCCGCUUUGGUACGCCCACUACGACGGCAACCCCUCCUUCAGCGACUUCUCCCCCUUUGGUGGCUGGUCCCGACCUGCCAUCAAGCAAUACGGCGGCACGCGCAGCAUCUGCGGCGCCAGCGUUGAUGUCAACUGGUAUCCGGAUGGCUCCUCCGUCUUUGCCAACCGCACCUACGCCCACCCCCACCACAAUGCUCGCAACCAAUCGCUGGUGCACUAA